UGGAAAGACUUUAGGUCUUACAGAUAUUUACAGACUCUGGAUCCAUAGCUGUGUCUAUUGGCUCCUCCUCUGUCAUCCUGACGUGAUCCGUAUUUAAGGCAGAAUUGCCACGUUCUUCCUCUUUAAGUUGGUAUCUUUUUCAAGCCUCAUUUCCAAGUGUGAUAGCAAGGGGGGCUGUGAGAAGCACCAGGAAUGAUGAAGCUUUUAAUAGGCUUUGCCUUAUUGGCUAUCAGUGUGGCCCUUCCAAUUGACCAGUUUUCAUUCCCAGGGAAGCCAAACUGGUCUGACUUUGGACUAAGCGAUGACGAACUUUCUGAAAAUCUUGGCGGUUUACCUCUGCUAGAGCCUGUUUUACUGAAGAACCCAGAAGAUAUACUGAAGGGUUUUAAACUUGAACUAGAAAAUAAGGAUGCCGCACCUGCUGCAGAAAGCAGCUCUUCCGAAGAAGAUAAAGAAGAAGAAUCCUCUAGUGAGGAAGCAGACGCUAAGGAAGAAGCCGCCCCCUCUGAAAAGAAAAGCUCCUCCUCCUCUGAAAGUUCCUCCUCCUCCUCUGAAAGCUCCUCCUCAGAAGAACCAGCAGCUGCUGCCCCCACUGAGGAGGCAGCUCCUGCAAAGGAGGCUGAGCCCAAGGAAGAGGUUGACAGCAAAGUGCCCGAGGCAGCUGACAAGCCCAUUGGCGGCCUAGAAAAUUUUAAAAUUCCCUUACUGCCUUCUAAAGACGAACUUGAAAGUCCAUUGAAUAAGUUCUUCAAACUAGAAGCUGGUAAUCGUGAGAAAAAACAUCACAGCAAAAAGAGCCAUUCUGUUUUCGGCAUUCGGAGAUAAAAAAAGAAUACGUGACAGCGUAUGAAAUGAAGCCUGCCCCAGAAGUGACUAUAAUACCUGCUUGACUUUUCCUCUCCUUCCUGCAUUAGUCAUUUAGUCUGCAUCUCUUCAGCAUAAUAAAUCAUUCAGCAACAUUCCUGUACUUGUCUGGGUCACUGGUUUCUAUAAAAGUGUUUUAAACACUCA
This is a messenger RNA of Xenopus laevis (African clawed frog), 1011 nucleotides long. Its product is annotated as protein gar2-like. Lineage: Eukaryota; Metazoa; Chordata; Amphibia; Anura; Pipidae. The transcript has 4 exons. The record is from RefSeq and is a predicted model, not a curated record. The coding region runs from base 193 to 825 and encodes 210 amino acids.